This is a messenger RNA of Cimex lectularius (bed bug), 543 nucleotides long. RefSeq names its product cytochrome c oxidase assembly factor 6 homolog. Gene Ontology annotation, cellular component: respiratory chain complex IV; mitochondrion. Lineage: Eukaryota; Metazoa; Arthropoda; Insecta; Hemiptera; Cimicidae. The transcript is spliced from 2 exons. Bases 160 to 402 code for a protein of 80 amino acids. Gene Ontology annotation, biological process: respiratory chain complex IV assembly. The record is from RefSeq and is a predicted model, not a curated record.
UCAAAGGUUUUCUCAGUCUUAAUUUUGAUUUCACAAGAAGCAGACAGCACCUAGACAUGUGUUUUUUACAAUUUCAAGUCCUUCCCUCCAAUUGUAGUAAUUGUAGGGCAUCGCUUGGUGCCUAGUUAAAAAUCUUUAUAAACAGAAAACGUGGUUGAGAUGUCUUUCCCCAAAAAAGAAGAACGUGAAGCAUGCUGGGAUUCUAGAGACAAAUAUUGGCAAUGUUUAGAUACAGCAACCGAACCUGAAAAACAGUGUGCACAAUUAAGGAAAUUUUAUGAGACGUCUUGUCCUGUCCAGUGGGUAAAACACUUUGACAGAAAACGGUCUUAUCUUAAAUUCAAAGAGAAGAUAGAGCAACAUGGGUACGAACCCUUAGAAGAACUAAACUCCAAAGCAUAAAAAUAAUAACUCCUAGCCUUUCUACUUAACGUUUGUUGCUGUUUUUUAACUUUUCCAAUUGUACAGAUUGGAUAUUUGUAGAAUUGUGUAGAUAAUAAAAUAAUAACAAUAAAUUAUCGCAAUUAUAUUUUUAAAAAAUCA